AUGGACAAGAGAACAGACGAAUCACAUCCCACGAGCGGCCAGGACAGUGCCGGGUUUCUGACCCCGCCGCCCGAGCGCCCCACCUUCUACACCGAUCCCGCCGAGGCGGUUGCCGCCUUGCGCGCGCUUUACGAGCGCAACACGGCCUUUAUCCGCGACGCGUUUUCCGAGAUGACCGACAAGGGCGAUCUGGAGGGGCGCGUGCGCGCCUAUUAUCCGCAGCUCUCGGUCAGGACGGCCAGCUACAAUCAGGUGGAUUCGCGGCUCGCCUACGGCCAUCUGGCCCAGCCGGGCCAUUACGCGACCACCGUCACCCGGCCCGACCUGUUCGGAAGCUAUCUGGAAACGCAGAUCGGGCUCUUGCUGAAGAACCAUAGCGUGGCGGUCGAGGUGUCGGAGUCGGGCACGCCGAUCCCGCUGCACUUCGCGUUCCUGGAAGGCACCCAUGUCGAUGGCGCCAAGGCCGACCAGCUGGCGCGUCCGCUGCGCGACGUGUUCGACGUACCGGACCUGAACGUGACCAAUGACGACAUCGCCAACGGCGACUUCGAACCGGCGCCCGGCCAGCCCUCGCCGCUUGCCCCGUUCACCGCCCAGCGCGUCGAUUAUUCGCUGCACCGGUUGUCGCAUUACACCGCGACAAGCCCGUGGCAUUUCCAGAACUUCGUCCUUUUUACCAACUACCAGUUCUACAUCGACGAGUUCUGCGCCUUUGCGCGCGAGCAGAUCGCCGACACCAAUUCCGGUUAUGAGAGUUUCGUCGAGCCGGGCAAUGUGGUGACGCGCGCCGGCGCGGCCGAGCCGGAGAGCGGCGCACCGCCAUCGCGCCUGCCGCAAAUGCCGACCUAUCAUUUGACGCGGCCGGACCGCACCGGCAUCACCAUGGUCAAUAUCGGCGUCGGCCCGUCCAACGCCAAGACGAUCACCGACCAUAUCGCGGUACUGCGCCCGCAUGCCUGGCUGAUGCUCGGCCAUUGCGCGGGCCUGCGCAACACGCAGCAGCUGGGCGAUUAUGUGCUGGCGCAUGCCUAUGUGCGCGAGGAUUCGGUGCUCGACGACGAUCUGCCGCUGUCCGUGCCGGUGCCGCCGCUGGCCGAGGUUCAGGUCGCGCUGGAACAGGCGGUGGCGGAGGUGACAGGCCUUUCGGGCUAUGAUCUCAAGCGCAUCAUGCGCACGGGCACGGUCGCCACGAUCGACAACCGCAACUGGGAGCUGCGCGACCAGCGCGGGCCGGUCAAACGGCUGUCGCAGUCACGCUCGAUUGCACUCGACAUGGAAUCGGCGACGAUCGCCGCCAACGGCUUCCGCUUCCGCGUGCCCUACGGCACGCUUUUGUGCGUCUCCGACAAGCCGCUGCAUGGCGAACUCAAGCUGCCGGGCAUGGCGACCGAAUUCUACAGGACGCAGGUCAACCAGCAUCUGAUCAUCGGCAUCAAGGCGAUGGAGAAGCUGGCGCAGAUGCCGCCCGAACGGCUGCAUUCGCGGAAACUGCGCAGCUUUUCGGAGACGGCGUUUCAGUAG
Effrenium voratum is the source of this 1521-nucleotide messenger RNA. Lineage: Eukaryota; Dinophyceae; Suessiales; Symbiodiniaceae. The record is from the annotation of a GenBank genome assembly.